Molecule: messenger RNA, 1257 nt
Organism: Rosa rugosa (rugosa rose)
Lineage: Eukaryota; Viridiplantae; Streptophyta; Magnoliopsida; Rosales; Rosaceae
Product: UPF0496 protein At4g34320-like
Exons: 1
Coding region: 1-1257 (418 amino acids)
Source: RefSeq, a predicted model, not a curated record
AUGGGGGGUGUUCAAGCAAAGCCAGAGAGACGACGACCUGUUUUGGAGCGAAAGACAUCCUUUGCUAAGAAUCGUAGGGUUGCUCCCUUCAAUGCCGAACCAAGGCCAACUGACGACCUCUGCAAGCAUUUUGAAGACAUGAUGAGAUCGUAUCAGGCGGAUUGCAAAGAUGACAAAGACUUGCAAGACUUCGACGCCGAACUCAGCUCCAGCGCCAAAGAAGUCAUCUGCAGUACCGGUCUUGAUCGGUUUAAGCAAUGCCUAAAGUAUCUGACGCAUUCCAACGAGAAGAUGGUGAGGGUAAUCUUGUCACGCAAAGAACAGAUACUUAAGGCGCCAGAGGGUGUGCAGGGACUGCAGGCGAGGAUGGUGAUGACGGCGAAUGAGAAUCUCUUAGAUCAAUUCUUGAUCAAGGAGUACUUCGACAAUAGCUUGCUGACGCUUGAACUCUGCAAAUUGGAAUUGCAACACUUCAUCGACUCGGCUCGUGAUGUCCAUUCAUGCAUUGCAGGUGUGGUACUUGAGAGGGAAGUGUCGAAGAAGCUCAACGAGACUGAGAAGAAGUAUCACCGUUCUGUGGAAGCAGUUGUUGCAAAGGUGAAAUCUCUGCGCGACCAACAUGAAAACAUGCUUGACAAGUUGAAAGAUCGAAUUCAGGAAUUUGAUAAGAAGCUGGAGCUUACUCGUACUUUAAAGAAGGUCGUAAAUGUGGUGUUCAUAGGUAUGUUGUCUGGUCUGUUUGUUUGCACCAUCAUGGCGGCGGCUAUGGCUGCUCCGCCAGUUGCGUCAGCCUUGACCUCUCAUCCAUGUAUUGCCGGAGUUAUUGCUGGUGGUGCCGUUGGUUAUGCUUGUUCGUCAGUAUUAAAAGAGGGACGACACUGGAUUCUCACUUUGAUUCAAGAUUGUGAAUCAACUCUGGAGGCACAUAAGGGUGUAAUUCAGUCGAUGGAAGCCGGAACCGGAGACGCCAUUAAAGUGUUGGAUGAUAUCAUGUGUCAUGUUAAAAAGGUCAUUGCAAAGGGGAAUCCAGUGUUGUCCAAUUUAAGCUCUGCAAAUGAUGAGGGAAGAGUAGAUGUGGAAAUUGAUGAGAAAGAGAUUAUUGAAAAAUGGCGGACAGAGUUUCACAAAGCAAUAGAGGAAUUGGACAAGAAAAUAAAGCAGUGCCUCGAGGUUACAGAGAUGGCAAGGGAUAAGGUUCAAAGGGAAUAUCACGAAUUGAAGAUCAGCCCAGUGUUGAACACGAAGAUCAAGAAGUAG